AUGGAGGAGCAGCGCAGUUCUCUCCUCUCUCAGAAAUCCUCGGACUCGGGACUCCACAUCCAGCUCCAUCCGCUGAUACUCCUCACUAUCUCCGACCACAUCACUCGUCAUGCGGCACGAGGUCAACAAGGUCCGAUUAUCGGGGCCCUACUAGGGCAGCAGAAUGGACGUCAAAUUACUUUGGAGCAUGCGUUUGAGUGUAUCGUGGUGGAGGGCCCGAACGGCGAGGCACAGCUAUCGCAGGAAUGGUUCAUUGAGCGAGUGAAGCAGCUUAAGGAUGUUCACAAAGUUCCCGCCCUCGACCUCGUCGGCUGGUGGUCAACAGCCCCUCCAUCGGGCCCCGACGAGUCCCAUCUCCCCAUCCAUCGGCAGAUCCUCCAAGACCACAAUGAAUCCGCCGUGUUCCUCGCCUUCCAUCCGUCCCAGGUGCAGGGGGCGUCUUCUAGCGGUGGGAAACUGCCGCUGACAAUCUACGAGAGCGUGUAUGAGGGAGAGAACGCCGCGGAUGGCGGCAAGGCUAUGCAAGUGGAUGGCGAAGAACAGUCGCUGAACAUUCGAUUCCGGGAACUACCGUACUUUGUCGAAACCGGAGAGGCCGAGAUGAUUGGGAUCGACACCGUUGCUCGAAGUGCGACGAAUGCUGCUCCGAUUGAGUCGAGUACCGGCGGUACCGGCGAGUCGCAGAAGAAGCAAUCUCGCAGCAAAGAGCAAACGGACAUCCACGUGCUUUCCCAGGAGGAUGAAGAACUCAUCGCCAACCUGAACACCCGCAUCAACGCAAUCCGAGCCCUCGAGUCCCGAAUCUCCCUCAUCAAAUCCUACCUCUCCAGCAUCUCCACUCAAGAACCAAGCUCCGAAAACCCGGCCUCCUCCGCCCCCAAACCCUCCGCAGUCCUCUCGCACCCCAUCCUCCGCAACAUCAACUCCCUCCUUUCGCAUCUCUCGCUUCUCAGCCCGCAAGAACAAAGCGCCUUCUCCGCCGAGGUCCUCGCCCAGAGCAAUGACGUCCACCUCGUCGCUCUCCUCGGCCAACUGAGCCAGAGCAUCAGCGACAUGCGCGAACUCGGCAGAAAAGCCGCCAUCAUGAACAAUGUGCGCCGGAAUAUGCUCUCGAGGAAAACGCAACUCGCCGUGCAGAAUCGGUUCGAUGAUGACUUUUUCGCUUCCCGGGAUGGCAUCGCGCAUGGGUAG
Molecule: messenger RNA, 1191 nt
Organism: Aspergillus melleus
Lineage: Eukaryota; Fungi; Ascomycota; Eurotiomycetes; Eurotiales; Aspergillaceae
Product: COP9 signalosome complex subunit 6
Exons: 3
Coding region: 1-1191 (396 amino acids)
Biological process (GO): protein deneddylation
Cellular component (GO): COP9 signalosome
Molecular function (GO): protein binding; metallopeptidase activity
Source: RefSeq, a predicted model, not a curated record